AUGGUCUCCGACUCCGGCACCGGCCAAAUCGAAUCCUACUACGACGAGGCAUCCAUCCGUGCCCUCACCCGCAAAAUCGAUCGUCGCAUCUUGCCAUUGAUGUGCGCCAUCUACUUUCUGCAGUAUUUGGACAAGACGUUGUUGAAUUACGCUUCGGUGAUGGGGUUGAAUACGGAUACGAAGUUGGUUGGGAAUGAGUAUGCGUUGCUCGGGACCGGUUUUUAUAUUGGAUAUUUGGUGUGGGAGCCGCCGACCAACUACUUGAUGCAACGGCUUCCGUUGGCAAAGUAUUUGAGUGGCAAUAUCGUUGUCUGGGGAGCUAUGGUCGCUCUCCAUGCGUGCGCGAAGAACUUUGCGGGGUUGAUGACCUUGCGAGUCCUUCUCGGAGUGUUCGAAUCGUGCGUUGCCCCCUCGUUGGUCUUGAUCACCGGACAAUGGUAUACCCGCGCCGAACAAUCUCGUCGUCUCGGAAUUUGGUAUCUCCAGAUCGGUAUCGCACAAAUGCUCGGAUCCCUCAUGUCCUGGGGUCUUCAGCAUCUCCACGGCGCGGCGUUGAAGAACUAUCAAAUCCUCUUCUUGCUGUUCGGGCUCCUCACCAUCGUACUUGGAAUCACUGUCUACAUCUUCCUUCCCUCUUCCCCCGCUGACGCUAAAUGGUUGACGACUGAGGAGAGAGAGAUGCUCCUCUUCCACGUCCAAGGGGACACGAAAGGUAAAUCCGUCUCGGACCGUCAAUGGCGGUGGUCUCAAGUCUCCACCACCCUCCGCGAACCAACGACUUGGCUGGUGAUCCUCAUCACGGCCUUAACCAUGAUCGACAACGGCGCCGUCUCAAACUUCUCCUCCAUCAUCAUCAAAUCCUUCGGCUUCUCCGGAAUCCAAACAACCCUCCUCAACUUCCCGAACGGCGUCGUCACCAUCUUCGCAACCUUCUUCUCCACCUUCCUCGCCGCCUCUUUCCCGCGCUUGCGUCUCACUAUCCUCACAGCCCUGUUGAUCCCCUCCAUCAUCGGCGGGAUUAUGCUCGUGACCCUCCCCACAACCGCAAAAGGCGCCCUCCUCGUCGGCGUUUACCUCCUCAACUCAGCCCCCGCCGGUCUUCCACUAAUCUACGGCCUCAUGGCCGCAAACUUCACCGGCUAUACCCGUAAAGCCACCAUCAACGCUCUCGUCCUCAUGGGAUUCUGUCUCGGAAACAUCAUUGGCCCGCAGAGUUUCGUGCCGGCUCAGGCGCCGGCGUAUAGAGGUGCGAAGAUUGGUAUUGUUGUUACCUUGGCUGCUGCAGGAGGGUUGUGUAUGGUGUUGAGGUGGAUGUGGAAGAAGGAGAAUGAGAGGAGGGAGGAGGGGAGUGGGACUGGGGUUGUGGUUGAGUUGAGUGGGAAGGCGGGGAGUGUUGAGAGGGAGGAGGAUGAGAUUACGGAUUUGGAUAACAAGGCGUUCCGCUACGUCUAUUAG
Messenger RNA from Saitoella complicata NRRL Y-17804, 1455 nucleotides. RefSeq names its product putative MFS transporter. Gene Ontology annotation, biological process: transmembrane transport. The coding region runs from base 1 to 1455 and encodes 484 amino acids. The transcript has a single exon. Lineage: Eukaryota; Fungi; Ascomycota; Saitoellomycetes; Saitoellales; Saitoellaceae. The record is from RefSeq and is a predicted model, not a curated record. Gene Ontology annotation, molecular function: transmembrane transporter activity. Gene Ontology annotation, cellular component: membrane.